CAGCACUGUUUUCAAUGCUGUGAAAAAGCGUACAAAUUGUAUCGACAAUUCAUUGAUUUGUUGGGCAAACGAAAGCGAGCGCUAUAAAGUUAAUAGAUUUAAGGCGAUACAACAUGGGUUCCCAUUCGCGCACUCCCAGUCCGUCAAGCAAACGGCGUCAUCACAAAAGCAAGCACAAGAAACGCAGUAAGUCCCACAACCGGGAACGGGAGCACGACAGAGACAAGUCCUCGGAGGUAAACCACCAUGGACGGCGUGACCGGGAACGGGACCGCGAGCGGGACAGGGACAGAGAGCGGGAGAGGGACAGACACCGCAGCGAUCGCCACACAGAGCGCGACUACCGCCACUCGCCUGCAAUGCUCAAGUCCCGGAAGCGCUCCACCUCGUCGAGCAGUGAUAGUCAAUACUCAGACCAAGAGACGCAGCGCAGCAGACACAAACGCAGUCGCUUCAAGAAACUGGACGAGCAAAACCAGCUACAGGUCGAGCGCCUGGCCGAGAUGGAACGGCAGCGGCGGGCCAAGGAAGUCGAACAGAAGACAAUCGAAGAGGAGGCCGCCAAACGCAUUGAGAUGCUGGUGAAAAAACGCGUAGAAGAGGAGCUGGAAAAGCGACGCGAUGAGAUUGAACAAGAAGUCAACCGACGCGUCGAGACAGCAAAGGCAGAGAUGGAACGCGAAAUGAUGCUGGAGCUGGAGCGGCGACGCGAGCAGAUACGCGAAGAAGAACGUCGGCGCGAGGAGGAUGAAAAACAAAAACGGGAAGAGCUUGAAGAGAUUCUGGCAGAAAAUAAUCGGAAAAUCGAAGAAGCUCAGCGUAAAUUGGCCGAAGAGCGUUUGGCGAUAAUUGAAGAACAACGCCUCAUGGACGAGGAGCGCCAACGUAUGCGCAAGGAACAGGAGAAGAGAGUUAAGGAGGAGCAAAAGGUCAUAUUAGGAAAGAACAAUUCCAGGCCGAAGUUGUCGUUCUCGCUGAAACCGGGAGCUUUAUGAGCAGCGUAGGAAUCUGGUUAAGGACGCUCUUUUUCUUGUUAACAGCUUUUGCUUUUUUUUGUACCUCAUAGGCCCUUUGUUUGCGCCAAAGACUAGCCCCCUGAUUUGCUUGUUGUCAUUGUGUUCUUUUAUUAUUUUAUUUUUUUUUGUUUAAGUACGGGCGGCAGUUUUAAGCGCAGACAAAGAUUCAAGUUUUUUUCAAAAUUGCCAAUUUAUGAAGAUAUACAGAUCUAUAUAGUACAAUAUGAUAGCGAUUUACUUAACCUUUUCUACAUAAACACUGUGAGAGACGAAUGAUUUUGUGUAGUGCGUCGAUCUGUUGACACAUCUGAGAAAUUAAUGAAAACCAAAAAAGAGAAGAAAACAAAUCAGUGAAAUACAUAAUAUGUAAUCUAUUUUCAAAUUUUGAUAUUUCAUGGAAACAUAUAAGCAACUGAAAUCGAUAAUAAAAGUAUAGAAAGGCGAA
Drosophila bipectinata is the source of this 1461-nucleotide messenger RNA. It is a transcript of the gene Arglu1, whose product is annotated as Arginine and glutamate rich 1. Gene Ontology annotation, molecular function: cadherin binding. The record is from RefSeq and is a predicted model, not a curated record. Gene Ontology annotation, cellular component: nucleoplasm; mitochondrion. Lineage: Eukaryota; Metazoa; Arthropoda; Insecta; Diptera; Drosophilidae.